This is a messenger RNA of Balaenoptera musculus (blue whale), 1862 nucleotides long. It is a transcript of the gene OXTR, whose product is annotated as oxytocin receptor. Gene Ontology annotation, molecular function: vasopressin receptor activity; peptide binding; oxytocin receptor activity. Gene Ontology annotation, cellular component: membrane. NCBI's taxonomy places the organism in Eukaryota, Metazoa, Chordata, Mammalia, Artiodactyla, Balaenopteridae. The transcript is spliced from 2 exons. Gene Ontology annotation, biological process: regulation of systemic arterial blood pressure by vasopressin; female pregnancy; maternal process involved in parturition. The record is from RefSeq and is a predicted model, not a curated record. The coding region runs from base 5 to 1180 and encodes 391 amino acids.
GGCCAUGGAGGGUGCGCUUGCCGCCAACUGGAGCGCCGAGGCGGUCAACGGGAGCGCGGCGCCCCCGGGGGCCGAGGGCAACCGCACCGCUGGGCCGCCACAGCGCAACGAGGCCCUGGCGCGGGUGGAGGUGGCCGUGCUGUGCCUCAUCCUCUUCCUGGCGCUGAGCGGCAACGCGUGCGUGCUGCUGGCGCUGCGCACCACGCGCCAGAAGCACUCGCGCCUCUUCUUCUUCAUGAAGCACCUGAGCAUAGCCGACCUGGUGGUGGCGGUGUUCCAGGUGCUGCCGCAGCUGCUGUGGGACAUCACCUUCCGCUUCUACGGACCCGACCUGCUGUGCCGCCUCGUCAAGUACCUGCAGGUGGUGGGCAUGUUCGCCUCCACCUACCUCCUGCUGCUCAUGUCGCUCGACCGCUGCCUGGCCAUCUGCCAGCCGCUACGCGUGCUGCGCCGCCGCGCCGACCGUCUGGCCGUGCUCGCCACAUGGCUGGGCUGCCUGGUGGCCAGCGCGCCGCAGGUGCACAUCUUCUCGCUGCGCGAGGUGGCCGACGGCGUCUUCGACUGCUGGGCCGUCUUCAUCCAGCCCUGGGGGCCCAAGGCCUACAUCACGUGGAUCACGCUCGCCGUCUACAUCGUGCCCGUCAUCGUGCUUGCCGCCUGCUACGGCCUCAUCAGCUUCAAGAUCUGGCAGAACUUGCGGCUCAAGACGGCGGCGGCGGCGGCCGAGGCGGCCGCGGGGCCCGAGGGCGCGGCGGCGGACAGCGCGGGGCACGGGGCUUUGGCCCGCGUCAGCAGCGUCAAGCUCAUCUCCAAGGCCAAGAUCCGCACGGUCAAGAUGACCUUCAUCAUCGUGCUGGCCUUCAUCGUGUGCUGGACGCCAUUCUUUUUCGUGCAGAUGUGGAGCGUCUGGGACGCCGAGGCGCCCAAGGAAGCCUCGGCUUUCAUCAUUGCCAUGCUGCUGGCCAGCCUCAACAGCUGCUGCAACCCCUGGAUCUACCUGCUCUUCACGGGCCGCCUCUUCCACGACCUCGUGCAGCGCUUCCUCUGCUGCUCGUCCAGCUGCCAGAAGGGCCGCCGGCCCAGGGAGACGAGCGUCAGCAAAAAGAGCAACUCGUCCACCUUCGUCCUGAGCCCGGACAGCUCCAGCCAGAGGGGCUGCUCGCAGCCAUCCGCGGUGUGACCGGCGGGGCCAGGACCACCCCUCUUGGCUUGGAUUGUACGACAGGGGCAGUCUGGCCAUUGGUGGUCGUGUACGUGUGUGUAUAAGGUACCUUUCAGUCUGUGCCCCUCCUCACCUUGCGGGGGCUCGAGCGGGGUGGGGAAGUGGUCUCCAUGGGGGAAGGUGAUAGGGUGACUCAGCCAUCAGCCAAGCCCCGGAUCUACCCUGGGCUCCCACGGGUACUCCUGCUGCCCUGACCCCGCUGUUGCCUCUGGCUGCUGGAUGGGUUGUGGUUUUGUUUUGUUUUUUUUCCCCUGGACCUGUCAUUUCACUCCAGUAUCUUUUUACUCCUUUAUUCUGGGAUCUUGUGAAAGGUGGUAAGUAUAGGAUUGGUGACCAGAUGGGUGCGGAAGCCUAGUGUUCUGAGCUUGGGAUGAGAAAUGGGACCUCGAUGGUGGUGGUGCUGAUAUCCUCCUGGCCUCAGAGUGCUUCUGCCUUCGAGUGGACUGGUGCCAGCAUCCUUGAGCACCAGCUUGUCAGGCGGUGGCCCCAGAGCAGGAGAUUCUCUUUGGAGACUGUCUGGCACAGGCAGCCAGUUAAAACUUGGGUUAAAAAUUUUUAAGAGGAAAAAAAUGUUUAAGAAGCUAAUACUUUAGAAGCAGCUGGGAAAGAAAAGGAAAUAAAAGACAUCCAGAUUGGAAAA